Molecule: messenger RNA, 1434 nt
Organism: Adineta steineri
Lineage: Eukaryota; Metazoa; Rotifera; Eurotatoria; Adinetida; Adinetidae
Source: the annotation of a GenBank genome assembly
AUGGCGUACGACGAGGUGUCACCACCAAAAAAACGUUGGCAACAACAAAGUUGUUCAUCAAUACCUUCACCAUUAUCAUCAACGUCGUCUUUUACAUUAGAUGCUAAUCAAUGGCGACAACAAAGUAUACUUGUACUUGAUAAUCAGAAUCUUAAUAUAUAUCAUAUGGGUAUAAUUCUCGAUAUAAUCGAUUCUCAUCUUGUAACAGUAUCACUUCGUGAUGAACAAUCAUCAACAAUAACAGUUGAUUUAAAUCGACCUAUUUGUAAUCAUUUACCAUCAAUUAUAAUUGAUAAUAUUCCAGCAUGUCAGGAUCUUAUUGCUGGUACAGAGGUAUGUGUUCGACAAAUAGGAAAUAGUAAAACAAAUCAAUUUCAAUGUGGUCGUAUACAAUCUAAACAUUCAAAACGUUUAGAAUUUUCAAUAGAUUUAAAAGAUACGAAUAAUAAUAAUCGCAAUGAAAUAUAUCAAGAUGAAAAUGAUGAUGGAAAUAAAUGGUUUACAAGACAAAAUAUUCGUUUAUUAGUUGAACCAUGGCAUGAAGAAUUACGUCUGUAUCGUGAAAAUUUAUCUGCUUCAACUGUAUUUCGACCAAUAUCACUUAAAGUGUCUACUGAUAAUGAUAAUAUAGACGAACAACAACAACAGCCACCACCACAACAGACAGCAUUUCCAACACCACCAAUCGAACAUAAAGAUGAUGAUGAUGAUGAAGAUGUCGAAAGAGAAUUACAAAAAGACCAACAAACAAAUAAUAAAUUUCAAGGAAUAAAAAAAGGAGAUAUAUUUACAAUGGGUAAUACGGGUAUACGUAAAAAAUUCAAUGGAAAACAAUGGCGUCGUUUAUGUGGUAUGGAUCAAUGUCAAAAAGAAUCCCAACGACAUGGGUAUUGUUCAAAACAUUUAUCACAAAUGCGUGAACCACAUGCUUAUCAACAUGUACAACGAUUUGUUGGUUCAAUGGGAAGUUUUCCUCCAGUUAAUCCAAUUCCAUUUCUUGCAGAAUUGUAUCAAAGUGGUCUUGAUUAUCCUGGUCUACCACCACAUAUGUCAGCAUUCUAUCAUCCAAUGAUGCAAGUAGCACCUAAUGUAUUAAAUACAAUGCCGACACUUCGAUCAUUUUCCACACCAUCACCAUCAUCGACAUCAACAUCAUUACUAGUCAAUUCAAAUCAAUCACCUAGCGCUUUUGUACCACAUAUACCCAUUGUUCGACAGUAUUCUGCUAAUAUAACUCCACCACCAUCAUCGUCAUCAUCAACACCAGUAUUAUCAAAUAAUACAAAUUCAUCUACUCGUCGAUCGAGUGAAGAUGAUGAUUCAGAAGUUGAUAUUGAAACUUUGCCACCACCACCAUCAUCAUCAUCGUCCACUAAUAAACGAUUUCGUUGCGAUAAUAAUGAAAACGACAAAUACAAUAAUACAAACAAAUAA